CACAGCGAGUGUUUCCAUUCAGCGGUGAGCAACAGGUUCAACGGCACGCCUCGCUCCUUUUAGCUUGACUUCCAAGGCGCCGAGGCUUGUGCGCAGCGCCGAGUCCUCUGCAGUCGGGAGGCCGAGGCCCGAAGUGUCCCACAGCGCCGGGCAGGUGAGACAGGGACGCGUUUUAAAUCGAAGCGACAAGAUGGACAUUGACAACAUGGUGCAAAACAGCGCUCUUGUUAGAGCCAGAGAAGGUGGAGGAAGCAAAGGCAGGAGCUGGAAAUGGAGAGAAAUGCUGCGCUUUCCCCACAUCAGCGAGUGCAGGGACCUGGUCAAGACCAUAGUACGAGACUACGAUGAUCUAUGUGUCAAGCAGCCCAUUGGCAAGAAACUGUUUCAGCUCUAUUGCCUGAAUCGGCCUGAACUGCACAACCACAUGGGGCUCCUGGAGGCUUUGGAAACCUUUGAAACAAUGGCAGACGAAGGAAGGAAAAGCUUCGGGCUCAGUAUCAUUGAGAGAUUUAUGACAAUUCAGUCCAGCCAGUGUGUGCCCUCUGUAACAAAGUAUGAACAAAGCUGCAGGAAGAGUUUGGAGCGUGAUCACUGUGAAGAUGUCUUUCACAAAUGCACAGAAGUUCUGCAUGAAUACCUCAGCCAGGAGCCCUUCACACAGUACCAGUUCAGCAUGUACUUUGACCGCUUUGUGCAGUGGAAGAAGCUGGAGAGGCAGCCUAUCACCAAAUACACAUUCAGAGAGUACCGGCUCCUGGGAAAAGGGGGCUUUGGAGAGGUUUGGGCUUGUCAGACACGAGCCACAGGAAUGAUGUAUGCCUGUAAAAAGCUGGAAAAGACUCAUGUAAAGAAAUGGCAGGGAGAGCACAUGGCCCUCAAUGAGAAGGAGCUGCUGGAGGAGGUGGACAGUCGAUUUGUGGUGAAUCUUGCAUAUGCGUACGAGACCAAACAUGCUCUCUGCAUGGUUUUAACCAUGAUGAGCGGCGGGGACCUGAGGUUUCACAUACGCCACCUGGGAAAGCCCGGUUUAGAAAUGGACAGAGUGUAUUUUUAUGCUGCCGAAGUCUGCUGUGGUUUAAUUCAUCUCCACCAGAAGUCAAUAGUUUACAGAGAUCUCAAACCCGAAAACAUUCUCCUGGAUGACCAUGGACACAUCCGCAUCUCUGACCUGGGCUUGGCUGUGAAGCUGCAGGAUGGGUGUCUGGUGCAGGGCAGGGUCGGCACAUUAUACUAUAUGGCUCCAGAGGUGAUCAGCAAAGAGGAAUAUGACACGAGUCCUGACUGGUGGGGCCUAGGGUGUCUGAUUUAUGAAAUGAUUGAGGGUCAGUCUCCGUUCAGGGCCCGGGACGAGCGCCCCAAGUCCUCAGAAAUGGAGAAAAGGAUCAAAUUUAAAACGGUGGAAUACAGUGACAGGUUCAGCAAGGAGGCCAGGGACAUCUGCAGUGGAUUGCUGGAAAGGGAUCCAAAACAAAGACUGGGUUGCCAAGGCUCAGGACCAAAAGAAGUGAAGUCUCACCCCUUCUUUCGAAAGAUCAACUUCAGGAUGCUGGAGGCAGGACGGGUGGAGCCUCCUUUUAAACCAGAUCCCAGGCUGGUGUACUGCGACGACGUGCAGGACAUCGAGGAGUUCUCCACACUGAGGGGAGUCGUUCUGAACCAGACAGACGGAGAGUUCUACACCAAAUUCAACACAGGAAGCGUUCCGAGGAGUUGGCAAAACGAGCUCAUAGAGACGGGAUGUUUCGAAGAACUGAAUGUUUUUGGUCCAAUGGGAUCUCGACCUGCGGACCUGGACUGGUCCCUGGCCCCUAACAGCCCCAAGCGUGGUUUGCUGCAUCGAAUGUUCCGCAGACAUGGACGAAUUCAGUCCGAUUCUUAAAAGUGUGGAUGGAUACCAUGACGUCAGACAUUUGAUUUAAGCAUUUCCUCCGGCAGCACCCGUCAGUUUCAACAGAUGACGGCAAACAGAGCCAUCCAUCCAGUUAGGGGCCAGCUCCUCUCUCUGAGCACAACGCCAGCUCAGAAACUGAAGAUAAGCCCCUCGACCUCUGAAGCACUUCGUGUCUGCAUAGCAGCAGCACAGUAGCACUUGUCAAGAAAUUAGGGGUGCACCGAUUGCAGGUUUCUGGCCGAUCACCGAGCUUUGAAUAACCUGGCAUUACGAUUUUGAUCGAUACUGAUUUUUUACUAUUUGACACGGUCAGUUAUCAUAAAAUCACAAAACACCUUCAAUACUUCAAACUUAUCUUGAAAAACAUUAGUCAGUACCCAUGUAACAAUAAAAACCUCUCAAAUAACUGCUCCCAAAUAUAAAGUUAAAGCAUUCAGUUGGUGAUUUUCAGACCAUUGCAGAGGCAGAUAAGAUCGGUCUCACAUCUAAGUGUCGGCCAAUCAGCAAUCUCCAAAAAUUAAAGAAGUCGUGGCCAACCGAUCAAUCGGUGCAGACCUAUAAGAAAUGCCAAAAUAAGGUUCCUCUUUAAAUAAACUGUUUUGUUUUGCA
Messenger RNA from Fundulus heteroclitus (mummichog), 2500 nucleotides. RefSeq names its product G protein-coupled receptor kinase 5 (gene grk5). Gene Ontology annotation, molecular function: ATP binding; G protein-coupled receptor kinase activity. Gene Ontology annotation, cellular component: cytoplasm. The record is from RefSeq and is a predicted model, not a curated record. The coding region runs from base 191 to 1879 and encodes 562 amino acids. The transcript has 15 exons. NCBI's taxonomy places the organism in Eukaryota, Metazoa, Chordata, Actinopteri, Cyprinodontiformes, Fundulidae. Gene Ontology annotation, biological process: protein phosphorylation; signal transduction; regulation of signal transduction.